Molecule: messenger RNA, 1020 nt
Organism: Dibothriocephalus latus
Lineage: Eukaryota; Metazoa; Platyhelminthes; Cestoda; Diphyllobothriidea; Diphyllobothriidae
Source: the annotation of a GenBank genome assembly
AUGGAAUUGCUGUCCUAUUCAGAGGCCCCGGCACCCGACAGCAUUUGCGUGCGUCUCCUCGUCAACUACGGUUCACGCUGUCUUCCCUGGGAACAGCGACGCCUGGAAAAAAUCUUUAAGCGCCUACAGGACUCUCUGGACUCCCUCAUCUUCCUCCACGGCGACUGCUGCUGCCUCUCCAAGGAGAAGUGUAAUCUCAGCAGAGCACAAGUGAAACCCCUGAUGCUGAACAACUCUGUCACCGAUCCACUCACAUUUGAGGCACACUUUAAGUACGACCUUGACGCCGAUGGUGCUGGACCGCAGGCUCUUAUUCGCGGUCCUCAUAGCUCCCCCUCUCGCUCUCACCUGCUGCGGGUGGACACGCUAUUGCAGCUGAAUGCGAACGAUGAGGAGGGCGGCCUAACAAGACCUGAUCUCUUUCACGUUCUGACAGCCGCCGUAGCAGCCUAUUUGGACCAAUAUUUGGCUGCUCUGGUCUUCUUUUUGACCAAGUAUCGGGCUCUACCACGGACUCUUACCAUGCAUCACUUUUUGGCGGAGGAUCGACUCAUUCACGUGCUUUAUCCCCCACCAACUGAGGCGGAGACUGAGUGGCGCGCACAAAUCCACGAAGUUUUUGAUUUCUUCCACUACGAGCUCUUCGAGCGGAGGAUAACGGUGCCAAACAGUGUGUCGAUAAAACCGUUGCUGAACAACUAUUGCUCCAUCGCCCGCCGGAAGUUGGAUGUGUUGGGUGAUUCUGACUUCUCUGCAGUUCACUCUGCUGCCCAUGCUGAGCGUACCGGCCACUUUCAUCUUCCUCUCUUUCCUCCUCAAACAGAACUUCAGCUGCCCUCGAGACCGCUCCUGCGCCGCGGAAUGGCCCUCUUUCCGCCACACAGUUUCCAACGUUUCUUGGGGCCCAGCUCGACCGACCUGGUCUGUCCACACACCCAUCUCUCCCUGCCUAGCGGCGACGGCACUUGUGAAAUCGUCCGUGGUCGGUACACCUACAAGCACUACCUCCAGGUUGGUUAG